Messenger RNA from Trichobilharzia szidati, 3332 nucleotides. NCBI's taxonomy places the organism in Eukaryota, Metazoa, Platyhelminthes, Trematoda, Strigeidida, Schistosomatidae. The record is from the annotation of a GenBank genome assembly.
AUGUCAACAUUGAAUAAUUUACAAAGUUUAAAUUUCCCGCCAUCAAUAUUCCCACCACCACCACCACUAUUACCACCUCCUCCUCCCCCAUCGGAUUUAUUAUUUCCACAUUUAUGGGGAUUCCAGGAAGGGAAGCCGAAUAGUUAUUCAUCGUCAACGAUCUCACUAUCACCGUCAUCAUCAUCGUCAUCAUCGACUUUCACCUUGUCGACGUGUAAACCACUACCUUCUCAAAUGAUCCCUUCAUCACCUGUAGAAUUACAUAAUCAAACAAGUACAAAACGAAAUUCAGCAUUUCAUCAUCCAUACCCAAUAAAUUUGAGUAUUCUGGGGAAAAGAUACUUUCCGUCAUAUGAUGAAAAAGGAAUCAUUUCAUCGACUGAUGCCUCUGCCGGCCCUAACGCUGACAAUGGUGAUAAGCAUAACGGUAGUUACAAUAAGAAUGAAACGUUAGUUUUCAAAUCUACGAAAGAGACUACAACCAAGUGGGAUAAAUACUCAUUAUAUAACAGUAAUAACAAUAAAUGUGUGGAGAAGAUCCGUCAGAAUAAACAAACUUCCUCAGAUUUUAAUGGUAUAAAUACUAGUUUCCAUGAGAUUGACACUGGAAGACGAAGAAAAUGUAGAAGAGUUGGAGAAGCCUCCAAUACAAUCGACAGCAAAAACGGUGACCAUCAUGAUCAUAAUAAGAAGGAUGUCAGAGACGAUGAUGUGGAAGAGAUUUCAACAAUAACAGCAGUACCAGCACUAGGUGGAGAAGAAGACGACAACGGCGAUGAAGAAGAAGACGAUGAAGAGAUUAACAGUUCACAUCUUGAUGAUUAUGAAACAGAUAUCGGUUCAAAAAAUGGACAAAGCAUGGAAUGUGUUGUUUGUGGGGAUAAAAGCAGUGGUAAACAUUACGGGCAGCAUACAUGUGAAGGUUGUAAGAGUUUUUUUAAACGAUCUGUCCGACGAAAAUUAAAUUAUACUUGUCGAGGGAAUAGACAAUGUCCAAUUGACAUACAUCAUAGAAAUCAAUGUCAAUAUUGUCGAUUUCAAAAGUGUAUUAAAGUUGGUAUGAGGAAAGAAGCUGUACAACAGGAUCGUUUACCACCGUUCCCUUCAAUAUAUCAUCCAUAUUAUGGUCUAUCGAAUUUGCUUACUUCAAACAUCUUUACAUCAAUGCGUCAUUUAAUGAUUGGACCAAAUAUUACACAAAUAAUCAAUAUGUUACUCUAUGCUGAGCGUAAUUCAAAUCAAUACUUAAAUAAUCAAUAUUUAGUACAUUAUUUGAAUUUCAUUUUAAAUGGAUUCAAUAAAACAAACUCAGUGAGCCAAUCAGUGACAAGGACAAGUGAAGUUAUAAACCAAUCCAGUGUAAAUGUUAAUAGCAGCUCUAGCAGCAGCAACAGAAGUGGGGGCAAUAAUGGUGAAAAUUUUAAAUUUUCAGAAAUAUUCAACUUAUCUACUUAUAGUGAUAUCAGUAGUAGUGAUAAUGCCAUGAGACUGACUACUUCACCAGCAUAUUCAUCAGAAUUUUCAAUGUCUAAUUCAAAAUCACCAGCAAAAUAUCCUCCACAGAAUAUGGAUAGUAACAGUGAACAGUCUACAGUCAUGAAUGAAAUAACCAAUUCUACACUGUCUUAUCUAUUUGUGAUAAUUGAAUGGGCACGAAGUAUCCCGUUAUUUACGGAAUUACAGCCAAGUGAUCAGUUAAUACUACUCAUAAAUUCAUGGGCAGAAUUAUUCAUACUUUAUCUAGUUCAAACGUGUAAUACUUCUGCUGUUACCGCAUUACAUAACGGUAGUAAUAAUAAUAAAAACAAUUCACCGAUCAAUAAAACCUGGUUCAAUAGUUCAAUGAAAAUUGCAUCACUAAAACAAAAUUCGCCAUCUGAAGAAGCAGGCGAAUUUAAACAAGGUCAGUAUAAGGAAACUUUUGCAUCAACAUUGGAAUAUUUAACGGAUAAACCAGAUUCAUUAAGAUCGCAUCAACGAUAUUCAAGAAUAUUUCAAGAUCAAUUGGAACACUUACAACAGUUGAACCUUGAUCAGUCAGAAUAUGUUUGUUUAAAAGCAUUAAUUCUCUUUAAUUCAGAAGCGCCUGGUUUAAAAGAUCCCGGUGUUAUCGAUUCUAUUCAAGAAAGAAUUCAGUGUGCUUUAGAAGAACACGACAGAUAUCAUUAUUCACAUUAUCAACCAUUUCGUUUUGGUCGUCUACUUUUACGCCUACCAAAGUUAAAACAAACCGCCUCCUCGCCAUCUUUGUUACUAUGGUUACAGGAAAGGUUUUUACCAACUAUAGACUAUGGACAAAAAAGGAUAGAAGUGCUGAUUAAAGAAAUUUUUGAAAAAUCACUUUCUUUUCAAGGAAUUCAAGUGAUGCAGAAGUUUAAUCCAACUUUUGGACAAAAUUUAAUGUCAUAUCUAAAUCCUGGGAGGCAUUCUUUUUUACAGCCACCCGCACCAGCCUUCUCUUCCACUCGUCACUCUCUACCAUCAUCUGGAGGAUUCCCAAUAUCUCAGUCAACCCCUGUGUCGUCAGAGAAACUUGACAAGACCUCAUUUCCAUUGUUCAGUCCACUUACGGACUGUGUGAUCAAGCACCCUAAUGAUGUGCUACCUUUAAAGAGUCCUUUGUCCAGGUAUCUAUCCUCCAUAUGCAGUUCAACUGUGCCUUUAUCACAGUGUGAAGAUAACAGCAGUGCUGUUCCCUUCAACUUCGUUAACAAUCAUCCCAGUCAUAGUUCAUCAUGGUUGUCAGACGUAGUUAAAUCUGCAGAGUCUCCUACAAUUCCCAACAGUAACGAUUAUCCUGUCAGAAGUAAAUCAAUGAAUGACAAUUAUAACUCACAUGAAUUUUCACCGCAUAAAGAGACUACUUAUAAUGGUAGUAAUAGUAGUAGUAGUAUUAGUAGUAGUGUGAAUGUCAUCACAUCCCAGUCAUCACCAUCUUUAUCACCAUUGUCGAAAAUAUCCUCGUCUUGUUCAUCCAUAAAUUCUACACAGACAAAUAAUAGUAAUAAUAAUAAUAAAACCUAUGAAACUUGUUCAAUAUCCCCGUUGAAUAAUACUAGUAAUGUUGAACACAUUGAAUCGAAUAAGUUAAACAAUGAACUUGACACAGCUCAAAAUAAUUUUAGCAAUUAUUCAAAUGAAUUAUUUAAGAAUUUAUUAAAUUCGUCAAUAUCAUUAGAUGAGAAUGAAAAGAAUUCCCAGCUACAAAUUUAUUAUACAUUAUUACGUCAACAUUUAAAUUCAUUAUUACAUAAUCGAACAUUAUGACGCAACUAAAAUGCCCUUUGUCUAUAGAACUCUUCUAAAUGUGCACAACUAACCAACGAACCAAC